Botrytis byssoidea is the source of this 1662-nucleotide messenger RNA. RefSeq lists its product as uncharacterized. Bases 1 to 1662 code for a protein of 553 amino acids. NCBI's taxonomy places the organism in Eukaryota, Fungi, Ascomycota, Leotiomycetes, Helotiales, Sclerotiniaceae. The transcript has 6 exons. The record is from RefSeq and is a predicted model, not a curated record. Gene Ontology annotation, molecular function: Hsp90 protein binding.
AUGCCUCCUGUUUAUGAUGAAGAGGAAGGGAUGGGACCUUUGGAGAAAGGUCGGCAUCGUUACCAGAAGAAGAACUAUCAAGGCGCAUUAACUGCAUUCGCAGAGGCUGUGAAAAUUAGUACUGGCUACCUAUUGCUCACUGCUUUGGAUCAUCGCGCUGCUACAUAUGAGAAGUUGGAUCUAUUGCAACCAGCUCUUAAAGAUGCGAAAGAAAUGCUCGAACUGAAACCAGAACUAUCUAAAGGAUAUCUUCGAUGUGGGAAAGUUUUACAGCUUAAAGGGGAGCAUCAACUAGCCUUGAAAAUCUACGAGCGUGGUCUCAGAAAGGUCAAAGUCGAUACUGACAAAGAUCGUUUAACCCUCCAAUCAAUGUUCAAUAAGUUACAAAAGUCACUGGCGCCUAGUAAAACUCUAGAUCCGCUCUCAUACCUACCAGUUGAAUUGGCAGAAAUGAUAGCUCGGCAGCUUAGCAUACGAGAACGAAUGAUAUGUUUGAGUGUGAGCAAGUCAUGGAAGCGAGUAUUGGAAUCUUCUCAUAAGCUAUGGACAACCUUAGACACUAGCAUUACUAGAAGAGGCCUCUCUCAAAAAUCGCUGAGGGCAUACCUUAGGAGAUCAAAUUAUACCGUCGAUGAAGCUAUUCUUAGGUACGAUACUAUCGACGCCGCAAAAUUGCAGUAUCUCAUCAGGACAUGUACAAAGUUGCAACGCCUUACAAUACACAACAAAAAUAAUGCUGCGAUUGGAGAGACCUUAACUUCGGCACUUCCCUUUGCAAAGUCAUUGCAAUAUUUCAAUUUGCAGAUGUUUGAAAUUUCUUUUCGAUCCGUAGUCGAAUCAUUACGGCAUGUUCAAGCAAGUAUUGUUGAGGCAGAGUUUAUGGGAGUCUAUCAUGCUUCCCGAGAUGCUAGCUGUAUGUGGCCGAAGUUAGAAAAGUUGCGCGUCUUGAGUAUGUCCAAUGGAAUCUAUGUUCGCAGGAUAUCUUUGGGCAACCUAAUCGAAUCAAUUCCUAAUAUUCAAACAUUGUCAUUAUCAGGAUUUGACUUGCAAAGUCUCUCUUCAUUGGACUUGGCUGGGCCCCUCAAGUGUCUAGAAGUUAUCGAACUCACAUCGUGUGAUUUGAGAACGAUUCCAUUGCUCCCUUCAACGCUCAAAAUACUUCGUCUUCAUAAAAACCUGCAGCUAUCAAAUCGAAAAGACAAUAACGUUCUUUUUCCCUUCAUGGAAAUUCUCACGUGCCAGGAGACUGGACUCAGCGAUGAAUGGGUCGUUUCCGUUCUCAAAAAUGCCCGCAAUCUCAAGCAUCUAGGCAUUGGAAGUCGCCUUGUCGGAGAUUACACUAUCGCGCAUCAAAAUUUUCCUAUAUGCGAGAACGUCGUGAUAUUGAGUGUUAGCUAUUUACAGUAUGAAGAAACAGACUUUAUACGUGUAGUCGAAAAAUUUCCAAACUUGGAAAAGCUGCAUAUCUGUGGUACGAAGAUCACGGGUGUUGCUGUGAAGCAUUUUGUUGACCAAGGGGUUAAAUUCCUGGACCUAAGGGAUUGCAAUAGAAUCAGCACGGAUGCCAUUCUAUAUGCUCGUGGAAAGGGUGUGGAAGUCAAAUGGGGUCUUAUCGACCCCAUAACCGCGCCAAUCUAUAGAAACCGAAUGAUGGCCUUUUGA